AUUAAAUAUUAAAUUGGAUUUUAAAUAUCGUUCUUAAUUAAUUGAUCUCUACCCAAUGCAGUACAAAACAAAACCCUAAAUAACUACAAUUUGAAUCUCAAAAUGGAUCAGCACCAACAUUCAGAAUCACAAUCAAGUACUGGAGGAGAAGUAUCUUCAGCAACAGCAGUUCUACUAGGAGCUCUUGCUCCCGGUGUUAACGGAGCUACAUGGAAUACAUUAAAGUCUGCGUUUUUAUUGUUGGGUCUAUGUCUUGCUGUUAUGUUGGGUUUAGCAUUCUCUUCUAGUGAUUCGUGGUUGGUGCUUCACGUUGCGUUUCUUGUUCUAAUUUGCGUUACCCUCUUCUUUCUUCUUAGCUGGUUUCUUGCAGAAACUGGUUUAGUCUCUGUUGAACAUCAAAUGCGAGAGAUGGGCUUGGACGUUAAGGCUCCUGUAGAGACAGACAAAAAGGGAGAAUAACUACUAUCUUGAGUCUGAUGAUCUCUGAUAAAUGACCUAAUUAAAGUACACGGUGAACAUGGAACGCUAGGCUUGAUUUAUACUUUCAAUUUCUGUAAAUACUUUACUCUCCUCCAUUUGAUGUGGCUUCAGGAUGCUUUGUGCUGCCAAGUGGUAUAUAUAUUCUCUUUUUGUA
Messenger RNA from Lathyrus oleraceus (garden pea), 634 nucleotides. RefSeq lists its product as uncharacterized. The record is from RefSeq and is a predicted model, not a curated record. NCBI's taxonomy places the organism in Eukaryota, Viridiplantae, Streptophyta, Magnoliopsida, Fabales, Fabaceae. Bases 103 to 459 code for a protein of 118 amino acids. The transcript has 3 exons.